ACGAAAUCUGUGCAACCGCUGCCUAAACAAAAUAGCUCUUGGGUCUUCCAUUUCAGAGAUCUAAAAAAGGAAUAACAAUGUCAGUUCAAGACUUUGUUACCCCUACCCCUACCUCUCCACAAAAUGCAACAGCCAAAAAGGGUCGUCCUACGGCUAACUUUCAUCCUUGCCUGUGGAGGGAUCGUUUCCUUGAACAUUCCUCCGACUUCAUGGUAGUAAACUCCCAAAAAAGUACUGGCUUGACAACUAAACAAGAAUUUGAAGAUCUGAAACAAGAGGUGAGCAAGAUGCUUAAAGAUGGUAACAGUGAUCAUUCCAAGAAAUUGCAUUUAAUCAACGCAGUCCAAUUCUUGGGUGUCGAUUACCAUUUUGAGGAAGAAAUAGAGGAUGCAUUACAGAAGAUAUACGAUGAUGGUGUGGUAGACUAUGAUCUCUCCACCGUUGCUCUUUGGUUUCGACUCCUCAGGCAACAAGGAAUCAAGGCACCAUCUGAGGUAUUUAAAAAGUUUGUGGAUAAGAAAGGAAAGUUCAAGGCAGACUUGGUUAAUGAUGUCACCGGCAUGUUGAAUUUGUACGAGGCUGCGCAUUUUGGCAUACAAGGAGAAGAUAUACUCGAUGAAGCCCUUGCAUUCACUACCUCUAGUCUUGAAUCGAUUGCAACUCAAAAACAGAUAAGCACUCAGCUUAUAGAACAAAUAACUCAUGCCUUGAACCGACCCAUCCAGAAAAGCUUUCCCAGAACAGAAGCAAAGCGUUGCAUAUCCUUUUACUCUCAAGAUGAUCACUUUGCUUCCGGUCAAGGAGCAUUAUUAAGAUUUGCGGAGAUAGAUUUCAACGUGGUACAAGCAUUGCACCAACAGGAGCUAAGCAGAAUCACUGAGUGGUGGAAAAAAUUGGACCUCACGUCAAAGCUACCUUAUGCGAGGGAUAGAUUGAUAGAGUGCUAUUUUUGGAUGAUGGGAAUCUACUAUGAGCCAAAAUACUCAGCAGCAAGAAUAUUUCUGGCCAAAGUUUUAGCAAUCACAUCCAUUGUGGAUGAUACUUUUGAUAGCUACGGGAUCUAUGAAGAGCUCAAGAUUUUCGAGAAAUGUAUUGAAAGAUGGGAUAUUGGAGUCAUAGAUCAACUUCCAAACUACAUGAAAUUAGCUUAUCAGGCACUAUUAGAUCUUUACAGUGCAAUUGAGGGCGAGGUUGCAAAAGAAGGAAGACAGUACGCUGCACAUUACGGAAAGGAAUCAAUGAAACAAAUUGCUAAAAGUUACCUAGUUGAAGCCAAGUGGCGUGAAGAAGGUUGUGUUCCAUCAUAUGAGGAGUAUAUGCAGAAUGGCCUCAUAAGCGGUGGUAUUCCCUUGGUCAUAGCAAAUUCAUUCGUUGGCAUGGGAAAGAUUGCGUCUAAGGAAGCGUUUGAUUGGAUUUUUGAAAAUCCUAAGAUAGUUGAGGCUUGUUCAUUUAUUGGAAGAGUAAUGAACGAUAUUGCAUCUCAUCAGCGGGAUCACCACGCCUCAGCUGUUGAAUGCUACAUGAAGCAACAUUGUGUUUCAAAGGAAGAGGCUGUAGAAUCACUUAAGAGAGAAAUUGUGGAUGCAUGGAAAGUGAUCAAUAAGGAGCGAAUGAAACCAACAAUCUUUCCGACCCCUCUUAUUACUCGCAUUGUCAACAUGACACGCACAUUGGAUCUCAUAUACAAGGACGAUGAUGCUUACACAAGGUCUUACUUAUUGAAAGACCAAAUUGCCUCAUUGUUUGUGGAUCCUAUUCUUGUUUAAGGAGUAUCAUGAUUUCAUGUUGAAGUACAUCUAAUAGGAUUACAAGCUUUGUACUUUAGGGUUUGGCUUUUCUUUUAUCUUUGUAUUAUGAUGUUUUCUGCUGUGCCAAUCAGCUUUUAAGUGGUGUAUUUAGGGUUGUCUGGUAUGUUGUAUCCUCUGCUUCCUUUCUUUAUUUUGUAGCUAUGCUUUUAAACCUACAAUAAUACCUAGCACUACUUCUUGUUUUCAAUAGAAUUCUGCUUUAUCA
This is a messenger RNA of Rubroshorea leprosula, 2013 nucleotides long. NCBI's taxonomy places the organism in Eukaryota, Viridiplantae, Streptophyta, Magnoliopsida, Malvales, Dipterocarpaceae. The record is from the annotation of a GenBank genome assembly.